AUGCACGGACUGAAGUCUAAGUGGCCAGUGGCGCUUGAUUUGGCCGGCUCGAAUCUUCCCUUCCGUCUCGAAGGUGAGAUAGGCGAUCUGGUCGUCCUUGGCGAGAUCCCCAAAGAAAUCGAAGGCACAUUCUAUCGAGUCAUGGUUGACCCCUUUGUCCCUCCGGACCCACGAAAUGUACCUAUCGAUGGCGACGGCAAUAUAUCCGCGUUUCGGUUCCACGACGGUCGUGUGGACAUGAAGACCCGAUAUGUCGAGACCGAGCGCUACAAGUUGGAGCGCAAGGCUAACAAGGCACUUUUUGGACUGUACCGCAAUCCUUUUACCCACCACCCGUGCGUUCGGGCAGCAGUUGAUAGCACAGCCAAUACCAACCUCGUGCUAUGGGCAGACCAUCUAUUGGCGUUGAAGGAGGGGGGUCUGCCAUACGCCGUAGACCCAGAUACCUUGGACACAACUAUGUAUGAUCCGUUUAAAGGGCAGAUAUCCGCGAAAACGUUCACCGCGCAUCCAAAAGUCGACCCCUUUACAAACGAGCUGGUGGUGUAUGGGUAUGAGGCAAAAGGACUUGCCACUCUGGAUGUUGUCACGUACACUCUAGAUCAGGAUGGGAAAGCUUCGGAAGAGCUAUGGAUAAAAUCGCCUUGGUGUGCCUUUAUUCACGACUGUGCUAUCACAAAGAACUGGCUCAUUCUUGUCCUUUGGCCCUUUGAAUCCAACAUGGAGCGUCUCAAAGCUGGAGGACAGCAUUGGGCAUGGAACUACGACCUUCCCGCCACAUUUUUGAUAGUCCCGCGGCGCAGUGAGGUGGCAGAAAAGUAUGGGUGGAAGAAAGGGGAGCAUAGGCGCCAGUUCUGGAAGAACUGUAUGCCAAUUCACACAGCAGGUGCAUGGGAAGGGGAAGAUGGAAAGAUUUACCUGGAGAGUUCGCGAGUGCAUGACAACGCUUUUCCUUUCUUCCCUCCUGACGACGGGCGGAUGCCCUCGCCGGACAGCAAGGCGGACUUUGUGCGCUGGGAACUCGAUCCGAAUCUGCCUGACGGUACGCAAACGCCAGAUCCUGUGGUUGUGCUUGACAUACCUUCGGAAUUUCCCCGUAUUGACGAACGAUUCAUGACCACUCAAUACGAGUGGCUUUUCCUCGAUGUCUUCCUGCCCGAGAAACACGAUGGUAGCAAGAAUAUCUUCCACGGCCUUAAUGCGUUGGCUAUGCACAGUAACAAAACGGGAAAGACCAAGUUUUUCUACGCCGGAGAUGAUUCCCUCGUCCAAGAGCCAAUCUUUAUCCCACGGUCGGAAGAUGCGCCAGAAGGAGAUGGAUGGGUGAUGGCUCUUAUAGAGAGAAGAGCCGCGCAACGUUGUGACCUGGUGGUUCUCGACACGAAAAACUUUGAGAAACCGAUUGCAAUUGUGCAGCUGCCCUUCCAUGUAAAGUCGCAGGUUCACGGAAACUGGGUCGAGGCGAAGCGACUCAAAACACAAAAGAGCCUAGUCAGACAAAUGGGAGAGCUGAAGAUCAGUGGGCAAGGGGCACUGGAGCCCCUGAUCUGA
Amorphotheca resinae ATCC 22711 is the source of this 1551-nucleotide messenger RNA. RefSeq lists its product as hypothetical. NCBI's taxonomy places the organism in Eukaryota, Fungi, Ascomycota, Leotiomycetes, Helotiales, Amorphothecaceae. The record is from RefSeq and is a predicted model, not a curated record. Gene Ontology annotation, molecular function: carotenoid dioxygenase activity. Gene Ontology annotation, biological process: carotene catabolic process. The transcript has a single exon. Bases 1 to 1551 code for a protein of 516 amino acids.